AUGCCGAGCCGUCAGCGUAAACAGCCCGAGAAUCGACGCAGGACUGGCUGUUUUCAAUGCAAAGAAAAACAUGUCCAGUGUACAGAAGAGAAGCCGAGCUGUAAACGUUGCGAGCGGUUAGGGCUACAAUGCGUCCGAGGCAUCAAGCUCCUUUUCCGCGAGGAUGCGAUUGAGCGCGGCAUUCAUUUCGGACGAGAGGGCACCUGGUCAAAACGAUGCAAACGAAUCAAGAAACCGCCGGUCCUCGAAUUAGAUAACGACUUUACCGGCGUGCCCCUCGACCAAUACCACGGAAGAUGGAUCUGGUUAAAUACAACAUACAACGAUUUUACAGGAGAGCCGAAUAAAUGGGACGAUGGCGAAAAUGAGGUGGAACUAUUUUCGCCCAUCGGCAAUGAUGCUGGUUGUUGGGUACUCGCAUCCGGACAGCACGAACAACAGCAGCAGCAACAACAAUUACUCAGCCAAACAUUAAAGAUGAGGUCGUUGGGAAACCCAUUGAGUUAUUACAAGCAAUCCGAGGCACACCUGCUAGACUAUUUUAUUAGGGCGAUUGGACCAAAUUGUUCAUUGAGUUCGUCGCAGAAUCCAUACAUGUCCCUGGUUCCGUUGCUUUCGUAUACAACGUUCCGAAAUACUAUUCUCGCCGUAUCGGCGAACCAAUUGUCCUUGCUGGGUGACACGAGAUACUCCAAAGAGGCACGCAUGUAUAAGCAAAAGGCGCUCACGGGUUUGACGCAGAUUGGAGGCACGAGCACGGAGGAUUUUGGUGUGGUGGCUUCUGUGUUGAUGCUAUGUUUUCACGACAUUUCAGAUAAUUGCUCGCCUUCGUGGGUUACGCAUCUACGCGGAGGACUGGAUAUGACGCAGUAUCUUCCGGCGGGGUCGGCGCAAAUGGAGUCUCUGAAACGAUUCUUCAACAUGUACUUUGUUGCGCAUGAUAUUAUGAGCCGCACGGCGCCCCUUGAUUGUGAUGAUGAGCCGGUGCAUGAAUGGUUGGAGAAUGACGAUCUGGAUGAGAUUGACACAACCGUUGGAUGCUCUCGACGUCUAAUGACACUCGUGAGUCAGACAUCCAGUCUGGCUCGUCAGAGGCGCAAGGUAAAAGACAUGAACAGCGACUUCAUCAGAAGAUGCGAAGACGUCGGAAUGGGACUGGAAAGUCUACACCAGAAACUACCCGCAUUAACAUCAACCACGGAAAGCUUCAUUCUACAGAUCGCCGAAAUCAAGCGCCUGAGUGCAUUGCUGUAUUUUACGGAGAACCUCGGCGAUCUAGUCUCACCAUCGUUGCUAUCAUCGGCCACUCACAGCAGUCGAGCGUCGUAUCAUACUUGCUCAAUGCCUACCCGUUUAGUUUAUUCUCCUUCAUCAUCACCUUUCUCUUCCACCUCAUCACCAGCAUCGCCCGCAUCAACAACGUCAUCUACAACGUCAACAUCAUCAUCGUCAUCAUCAUCAUCAUCUUCCUCCAAAAACUCAACAGCCAUAAAACAACGCCUCGUCAGCACAAUAAUAGACCUAAUCUCCACCCUCCCCAACCCGAAUACUGCUUCGGUAAUGUGGCCAUUAUACAUAAUCGGCCAUAGCACGGGUCUCGAAGACGAGGCUCAGCGCCGCUUUGUGCUCGAGAGGCUAAGAGCAAUUCAGUCAACCCGAAAUUUAGGGAAUGUGCGGCAGGUGAGAUUGGCUGUGGAGAAGAAUUUUAGGAUGACAGAUUUGGACUUGUCGUCUUCAACAACAGCGCCGAUCUCCUCGCUGUCCAAAAGGCGUGAUAGUGUUGUUCCAGGGAUGAUGAUUAGUUUGGCAUGA
This is a messenger RNA of Talaromyces marneffei, 1812 nucleotides long. RefSeq lists its product as uncharacterized. Gene Ontology annotation, cellular component: nucleus. The record is from RefSeq and is a predicted model, not a curated record. Gene Ontology annotation, molecular function: DNA-binding transcription factor activity, RNA polymerase II-specific; zinc ion binding; transcription cis-regulatory region binding. Gene Ontology annotation, biological process: positive regulation of transcription by RNA polymerase II. The transcript is spliced from 5 exons. Bases 1 to 1812 code for a protein of 603 amino acids. NCBI's taxonomy places the organism in Eukaryota, Fungi, Ascomycota, Eurotiomycetes, Eurotiales, Trichocomaceae.